Messenger RNA from Carya illinoinensis, 1304 nucleotides. RefSeq names its product 40S ribosomal protein SA-like. Gene Ontology annotation, molecular function: structural constituent of ribosome. The coding region runs from base 120 to 1031 and encodes 303 amino acids. Gene Ontology annotation, cellular component: cytosolic small ribosomal subunit; 90S preribosome; ribosome. Gene Ontology annotation, biological process: ribosomal small subunit assembly; cytoplasmic translation. The record is from RefSeq and is a predicted model, not a curated record. The transcript is spliced from 5 exons. Lineage: Eukaryota; Viridiplantae; Streptophyta; Magnoliopsida; Fagales; Juglandaceae.
AUUAGGGUUUUAGCAACGUAUAAAUUCCAUAAUUGGCGUUUCUUCAAGCUCCCUCGUUUUCUCUCCCACCAAAUAAAGGCGGCUAGGUUCUUCUGUGCUUCUCCUCCUCUCCUCGAAGCAUGGCUAACAACGCAGCCGCCCCAGCUCGUCAGCUUUCUCAAAAGGAGGCUGACAUUCAGAUGAUGUUGGCCGCCGAGGUCCAUCUGGGCACCAAGAAUUGUGAUUUCCAGAUGGAACGCUACGUCUUCAAGCGCCGUAACGAUGGUAUAUACAUAAUCAACCUUGGAAAGACAUGGGAAAAGCUUCAGCUGGCAGCCCGGGUUAUUGUUGCAAUUGAGAAUCCUCAGGACAUCAUAGUACAGUCUGCAAGACCUUACGGUCAGAGAGCAGUCCUUAAGUUUGCUCAGUACACCGGUGCCCAUGCAAUUGCUGGAAGGCACACACCCGGUACGUUCACCAACCAGCUGCAGACGUCGUUCAAUGAACCCCGUCUCCUCAUACUUACCGAUCCAAGGACAGAUCACCAGCCUAUUAAGGAAGCUGCUCUUGGAAAUAUCCCAACGAUAGCUUUUUGUGACACUGAUUCGCCAAUGCGGUAUGUUGAUAUUGGGAUCCCUUCCAACAACAAGGGGAAGCAUAGCAUAGGAUGUCUCUUUUGGCUGUUGGCAAGAAUGGUUCUACAGAUGCGUGGUACUAUUCGUCCGGGGCACAAGUGGGAUGUGAUGGUGGAUUUGUUUUUCUACCGCGAGCCUGAGGAGGCUAAGCAACUAGAAGAAGAAGAAGCAGUUGCCAUCCCAGAUUAUGGUCUUGCUGAUUAUUCUGCUGCUCCCCUUGCAUCUGAUCACUGGCCAGUUCAAGGUUCUGAUGCCCAGUGGAACCCUGACGUUCAGCAACCUAUUUCAGCAGUUCCUGCUGCUCCAUGGGGCUCAGAGCCAGCUGCAGUCCCUUUAACAGGUGAAUGGGAUCCUAUUCCGGCGCCAGCAGUGCCUGUUAUUGAAGGUGCUCCUCCUGCUUCUUCAGAUUGGGAGUGAAUGGAGUUUGAAAGUGUUUUUUAUUAAAUUGCUGCAUUUACAAUUGUGAGUUAGUUUUUCUAUCAUUUUCAAUUUUCUGUUGGGAAAUGUCUUUAUUGGCACAUCUUAGUCUUGAGACUGAGUUCCUUCUAUUUUUGAGUCUUUUGUUGCCGUUUUAAGGGAGAUGCCUUGUUUUGAUAUAUUUUAAUACUGAAUUUUUUUCCACCAGUGUAAGACUUGUUUUGCAUGUCUUCUGAAUGCAAUUAAUAGAAGGAUGUAAUUUUUCCGUACAAA